Mastomys coucha (southern multimammate mouse) is the source of this 1863-nucleotide messenger RNA. RefSeq names its product Dexi homolog (gene Dexi). The record is from RefSeq and is a predicted model, not a curated record. Lineage: Eukaryota; Metazoa; Chordata; Mammalia; Rodentia; Muridae. Bases 421 to 708 code for a protein of 95 amino acids. The transcript is spliced from 5 exons.
GGAAGCUCUGAGCGACGCGGCGGUCGCUGAGAUGGGCAGUGAGCCUGCGGGGGCGCCGAAGGUGCCUGAGGAGCGCCUCGGGGAGACGGCAGCGGGGACCCGGCCUCAACUCUGAGUUGUGGCGGGGGCGCGCGAGCGCGGAGCACCAAGCGAGUCGCUGGCCACUUCUAGGGGACUCUGAGGAGCGAGCGGCCCGUGUGGCCGGAUCCCGGGGCUCCGUGACCCGGCCCUGAGCAUCUCGGGGCGGGGGGGGGGGCAUCAAGGAGCGUCUUCGGAAGCCGCCGGGGGCCCAGCGCUACUGCCACCGAGCCCCGGGGCGCCCCCUGGAUGGCCGAGCUGCCCCCUCGCCGGCCGCCCGGGCGCCGCAGCGGCUGAGGUCGCUGGGAUCGCCCGGCCGCCGCCCCCAUCGCCGGCCCCUGCAUGCCCGGCGCCCGGGUCGCAGCCCACCUGGACGCUCUGGGCCCCCUGGUCUCCUACGUGCAGCCACCGCUGCUGCCCUCUAUGUUCUACGUGGGCCUGUUCUUCGUCAAUGUGCUGAUCCUUUACUACGCCUUCCUCAUGGAAUACAUCGUUCUCAAUGUGGGCCUCGUCUUCCUACCCGAGGACUUGGACCAGGCGCUGGUGGACCUCGGCGUACUCUCAGACCCUGGCUCUGGCCUUUACGAUGCCGACUCAGAGCUCGACGUCUUCGAUGGAUAUUUGGAAUAAGGUCUUGAUUACUGUUCCCCACUUGCCUUCCACCAUCCGCAACUCUUGGCCUGGACCAGCCGCCCGUAUCAUGCCGCUGCCAUUGGUUGGGAACACCAUCUGGACAGGGAUGGGACCCCAGGAAGAGGCCCGCCUAGCCACAGUAUUGGGAAUGUCAUUUAACUCCACAUGUCGGUGGCCUCUUUUAUGAAACAGGGGUAAUGAAAAUCUGCCCUGUUGAGAGGACAAAGAAUUGGACCUCCCUGCAUGGUAACUGGACCAUGAACAUCAACCACUGUUAUAGACAGGUGUUUCUGAUGAUCCAGCCUAGUGCCUCACACAUCCUCAAUACAUACCCUACUACAGAGGUGCACUCCCAGACUGUGCAGAUCUAUUUUUAAAUGAAUGCUAUGUCACGACGAGAAGCCAGCUAAUGCUGCCAGAGAAGUGGCCAGAUUGUUAACACACCCUUGGCCUCCAGCCAAAGAGGCCUCCUGCUGCACAGUCUGCCUCUAGCACAGAGAUCCCAGAUGUCUGCUGCGCUGGGCAAGCCAUGCAUUUUGGGCCUGCUUGUGCCAACAGCUGGGUUCCUACCCCAACCCAGGCAUCUGCCAGGAGAAGUGAGGACUCAGCGCCAGGAUGGGGAGUUGCCAGGCCCUCCGAAGGCCUCACCUGCCACCCGGCUCUCCACUGUCCUGGAUCUGGCUUGUGACUCGCUACCUUUGUGAUGGAUGUUUACAGGAACCCAACUGGACAUCACCUUUCUGCACUUCACCCCCAGCUGCACCUGCCUCCCCCUCUUAACCUCUGGGAAGGACAUGGAGAGCUGAAGUGGCAAAUGAACUCAUCUUCAGGCCGCUCCCAUCAGCACCGAUUGAUGCCAGUUGGCCUUAAGCUGGGAAGACUUCAGACCCAAGACUGUUGAUCAUAGUUUCAGGGAGUCACUCUGAAGAGGGCUAUGCCAGGGCCCAGACAGGCUUUAACCUCUCCCGGUUGACAGAACUGAGAUACUGCACUGGGGAAGGCCAUGCUGUCUCUGGCUAGAAAUCUAUUUUUGGAAGUGUGAGUGGUGUGCAUAGUGUGAAUGGUAUAGAUCCUUGAUUUCCAUAAACCUGUAAAAGCAAUACUUAGAGGCUGACUUAUUUCAUUAAAAAAAAAAAAUGUAAGCAACUCCAA